AUGGCAGCUGUUAAUUGGGAGGUAACCUUUUUCGAAAUCACAACCACCAGAAGCGACAGGAUCACCGACACUCUCUACGCCAAUGGACGAAUGCAAGUCCCCAUCGAUGUUUCGAUCAAAGCUGUCGUCAACGAUGAGACCUAUACCCUUUCCGAGCAAGAACUUGCUUCUAUCAAGCUCGUCCGUUACGUCUCACCUGACGAAGACCUGCCCGAUGGUUGGGAUUACACCGCAUCCGAGAAUGAAUUCGACCAUGUCAUGCCAACGACCGUUACCAAUAUCAAGAACAACCGAGACUCUGACAUACCCGCCCCGGCAGAAGCUCUGCAUAUCACUCCCCGGGCGGACCAUCAGGUCAAACGCUACUGGGUCUCUACAACCCACGUAGAAAACGAGCAAAUUGCCGCGUCCAUCCUGUCUCCAUCUGGUGAAAUCAUCACCACUCAUGAAGAGGAGUCGGGGUUCGACUCCUACGUGGCAUUGACUGGAGUGGCCCCAAUAACCUACCAUAAAGACGACCUCGUGACCGACAAGUACAGUAACAAGGAUGACGUCGAGAAGCAUGAAUGGAGCUUUUCCUACGAGGGUUUACCGCUAGCCCGGGGAACGUGCUAUCAACAAAAUGUGUAUGUGUCCCUGAAAAAUGAGCGGAUGCUCAAAUCCGAGGUGACAGGAGUGAAGAGAGGCGACUCGGAGUUUUGGUUCAAUCAUGCAUAUCGUCGGCAUGUUCCAUCCUGGGUAGACCAUGGAGUGGAUAUUCACUACAUAUGGGAUACGGGUGACCCAGAGCAACAGUGGGUCGGUCAACCUCUACCAUGGGACGAAUUUGAUAUCGACACCAAAUGGGAGGUGGAGACCAACAAGAAAUCAAACAAGCUCAAUCUCGCCCGAUGUGCAAUUCGGACCGAUUUCACUAUGGUAAAGCUAUGGAAUUCGGACUACAAUUGGGACCAAGAGAACUCCAUCAUCCUGUAUGAUCGGUGUGGCAAUACGGGUCAGUUCAAGGCCAAGCCGGACAAUGACUGGGAUACAGGUGGCUCCCGUUUGGUAGAGGACUGA
Aspergillus sclerotioniger CBS 115572 is the source of this 1059-nucleotide messenger RNA. RefSeq lists its product as uncharacterized. The record is from RefSeq and is a predicted model, not a curated record. NCBI's taxonomy places the organism in Eukaryota, Fungi, Ascomycota, Eurotiomycetes, Eurotiales, Aspergillaceae. The coding region runs from base 1 to 1059 and encodes 352 amino acids. The transcript has a single exon.